AACAGCAGAGAUCAAUUACUCAGUCCUGUUUAAGCUGCCUUUGUCAAAGAAACACAAGCUCAGCUGCACAGGGAUGCAGCUUGUACCUCCAUCCUGCCAUCACUAAUCACCCUCAUUCUCCAGGAAGCCUCGCUGCUCAGGUACCCCUUUGUAGACGAGGAGCUGGUGGGUGGGGGCUGGUUGCUCAUUGCAGCGUUUUGGGGACAAGGAGGCAGAUGGCUGAGGAAGUGGUGAAGCGAGGCUGACAAAUUGGAGAUUGACUCGCCGCUGUGUGACUUUGCAAACAAGGUUAUUGGUCCCUGGGCUGCAAAUCCGUGUCAGGAUCUUGUCAACAUUUGCCAAAGUUAAGAAGCUUGACCCAGCAAACACUCUGCAUGGGGAGGAGACGGAAAAAAAAUCUUCACUUGCAAAGGAAGCGCACACACAUACACAUAUAUACACAGAGCUGGGAGCUGAUCAGACGGUUCUGUUAUAGAGAAGAAUGCUACGAAGGAAUUGGGAAAGUAAAAGUGCUUGAUGUGUAACUGCCAAAAAAAACAGGAAAAGGUGACACUGCUUUCAGUGAUGAUGGAAUAGCUUCCCUGCAGAAUGCAGUUGCCUCGGGAGAAGCUAUUGAACACUGUAUCUGACCUCCAGCACAGCUCUCGCUGUACAUUCAAGGGAUGUGCAUCCCCCGUUUCCCCUCUGGGUUUGUAUGUUCAGGAGAUACAGGCACACAAUUAUUUAAACCGUGUUUUGCAAUACAUUGAGCGACAGAUGGCAGCUCUCGUCACAUCCUUCAAUGAUACAGACUUCUCCUUAUGAAGUGACAAACUUUGCCUUGCUGACCAUUCCAGCUUUUGUUGGUCUCCAGGCUACAACCUCAUUGCAAUGUGGAGCUGCAUCCAAGGCAACUUUGGGCUCAACAGCACAUCCUGCCGAGAUGACCCAUGCCAGAGGGUGGGCCUGAUCCUAUCUGUUGCCUCGACAGCCUACCUCGUAGUCUGCUUCCCGCUAGGCCUUAUCCUCAACGGUUUGGUUCUCACUGUCAAUCUGCGCCACAAGUUGUCCAUCAACAUGCCCGAUGUCUACUUCACCAAUAUGGCACUCGCUGGCCUGAUUCUGAACCUGGUGGCUUUCCUGCAGCUCCUGGGACCUGACCACCUCCUGUGGCCGGUGUGGACCUUCAGCCGGGAGCUCUGCAUGGCCUCCUUCAUCCUCUUCAAUAUGGCCGCCCUGGUCAGCACCUACUCCGUCACCUUGCUGAGCCUGGACUGCUUCAUUGAGCGGGCGUUGCCGCACACCUACAUGUCGAGUGUAUACAACACCAAGCACGUCUGUAGCUUCGUGUGGGGUGGAGCUGCCCUGGCCAGCUUCUCCUCCCUCCUCUUCUACGCCUGCAGCAAGAUUUCCGAGGAGCUCGAUGACUGCUCAAAACUGCGGACCAAGGAGCUGGGCGACGCCAUUAUGGUCUUCACUGGGCUGUUGGCCCCCACCGCUGGGGUGGGCUAUGCCCUCUGGCUAAUCCACCGGUCCUGUAAGGAACGUCCCUAUCAGCUUGAGGAAUCCUCGAGGCUUGACCCUUGCGUCCAGAGACUUCUCCUGGCCACUGUCUCAGUGCACUUUGUCCUCUGGUUGCCGUACUACCUCACCCUCCUGGUGAGCACAGCCCAUUUUGUCACCAGAAGUGAGGGUGAUCGGCACUUUACCAAGCUGCUUCACUUCCUGAGAGGAUUCAGCGAGCUGCUUGCUUACCUGAGUUCCUGCACUUUGCCCAUGAUAUACAAACGCCUGCAGAAGAGCUUCAGCUGCCGGCUCAGGCUGGUGAUCCAAGGCUUGCAUCGUGGGCGUCUGGGCCACCCUCGCCGGGUACAACAGCAGCAGUGUGUUGCAACAGUCUCAAGGGCAGAUCUGGCCCUAGAGAACAUCAGUGUCUCUGCCCAACACUUGGCAUAGAAUUAGGUCCAAAGGGACCUCAGAAGCAACACUUUCGUGCAGAAGGUGUUGUGUGUUUGGAAUGAACCACCAGAGGAAGUAGUGGAGGCUGGUACGAUUAGGCAUCUGGAUGGGUACAUGAAUAGGAAGGGUUUGGAGGGAU
This is a messenger RNA of Rhincodon typus (whale shark), 2077 nucleotides long. Its product is annotated as probable G-protein coupled receptor 146. Gene Ontology annotation, molecular function: G protein-coupled receptor activity. The record is from RefSeq and is a predicted model, not a curated record. Gene Ontology annotation, biological process: G protein-coupled receptor signaling pathway. Bases 871 to 1935 code for a protein of 354 amino acids. Gene Ontology annotation, cellular component: membrane. Lineage: Eukaryota; Metazoa; Chordata; Chondrichthyes; Orectolobiformes; Rhincodontidae. The transcript has 3 exons.